Messenger RNA from Ascochyta rabiei, 783 nucleotides. RefSeq lists its product as uncharacterized. The transcript has a single exon. Bases 1 to 783 code for a protein of 260 amino acids. Lineage: Eukaryota; Fungi; Ascomycota; Dothideomycetes; Pleosporales; Didymellaceae. The record is from RefSeq and is a predicted model, not a curated record.
AUGGCCACCACCACCGAUGCGAAGCCGGCACCGGCACCUCUGCCGUCGUCAUUGAAGACGCCGAUGUCUGCCACUUACCCGUCUGAGCUCAAGUCGCCCAUGAUCUUGUCUGCAACAACACCCACCUUCGCCUGGAUCAAGCGGGAAGACAGCUUAAAGACACCCAUCACCCCGCCGGCAGCCUACCUGGACUUCCUCAAAACUUUGUCACCCGCCUUGAUGAGCCCUAUGUCUACUGGAACUAGCACCAGAUUUGUCUUCGAAGGUCGCCCCACAUCCAUCACCUCAUCAACCUCCAGCGGUUCCUUCACAUCCACAUCCGGCCCAGCAGACAAAGACUCGCCCGCAACCUCAAGAUCAAGCAGUUGCAGUCGAAGUGAUUCGAAGGACGGGAAAGACGAGGUCCCGAUGUCUGCUCCGCCAACCAAGAUCAGGACUCAGACCAUUACCAUCCCACCUCCAUCACCGUUCACACGGCCACAGUCGGCGCGCACACCACGUCUCUACAUUCCCCAGUCGCCUUUCUCGCCAGCAGCCAUACGGUCACCAACCAGCGCAGACUCAGCCACCAAUUCAGCCACCAACUCAGCCAUUUCUCCCUUUCCCACUGCCUCACCCAAGGUCUGGGAAGCGGAAGCCAAGAGUGGCCGUUCAAGGCGCGUCAGCGUGCGAGAGGUCGUCACCCGAACAGUGACAUAUAGCAGCACACCUGUCGACAAGAAAGCACCAAGCUUCCCGCAGAUUGACCCCGCACCGCGUGGCAAGAGGAGAAAAAUCGAGUAG